AUGGCGGCAAACACAAACUCACCAAAGCAUAAGGGGAAUAACGCCAUCUUUUCUCCCUUGCUCGCUGAGACCCUUACACGCGCAAGGCGGACACGACAUGCCUGCAUGAGGCAGCCUGACAGGUGGGAUCCCUACGACACACUACUCCAACGCUUGCCGGAUCAAAGUGGCUACGAUGCCCGAGCUCACACGAGGAGAGACACGCAGAGGGACAGUCGAUCGACAGGCACGGCAUGUAACCUGCCCACCCUGAACACCACAGAGAGACUCAUACACAGGCUCAUCCAAGCGCCUGGAUCACAGCACAUGACACCGCUCCCUACCCAGGAUCAAGACCACAGCGCCUCCGAGACUGAGCUACAUCUCCUGCAGACAGCCACGCUCAACCCAUGGACGGCCACUAUUCCUACCCAAGCCACGGCAUAG
This is a messenger RNA of Pelobates cultripes (western spadefoot toad), 426 nucleotides long. The record is from the annotation of a GenBank genome assembly. NCBI's taxonomy places the organism in Eukaryota, Metazoa, Chordata, Amphibia, Anura, Pelobatidae.